AUGGUACGGACUAAGGCUGACUGCGUGCCGGGCUCCUACCGCAAAGUGGUGGCCGCUCGGGCGCCCCGGAAGGUGCUGGGUCAUUCCAGCUUCGCCAACUCUUCUCUCUCACCUCAGUCCCGGAAAGCUGAAAGUAAGUAUGCAGGUGGAAACCCAGUAUGUGUACGGCCAACACCCACAUGGCAAAAAGGAAUUGGAGAAUUCUUUGGGAUGUCAUCUAAACUUUCAGAAAAAGAGAAUCAAAUUCCUGAUGAAGCAGAAGCAGGAAGUAGUGGCCUAGGAAAACCUAAAAGAAAAUCUUGUCCUUUGCGACCUGAUCCCACAGAGGAUGAUGAAUGUCCAGAUGAAGAGUAG
Molecule: messenger RNA, 354 nt
Organism: Gracilinanus agilis (Agile Gracile Mouse Opossum)
Lineage: Eukaryota; Metazoa; Chordata; Mammalia; Didelphimorphia; Didelphidae
Product: PCNA-associated factor-like
Exons: 1
Coding region: 1-354 (117 amino acids)
Biological process (GO): translesion synthesis; regulation of cell cycle
Cellular component (GO): nucleus
Molecular function (GO): chromatin binding
Source: RefSeq, a predicted model, not a curated record